GACCUGUAAGAGCCACCCUCCCUACCUUGCGAGCAUUACUGCGAUUGUUGAAGCUACUGAGCUGCAACGCGAUCGCGCAGACGGAAACGUCUUCAGGGCGGGUUAACAUCGUCAAUGUGCUAAUCUGACAGUGCCUACCGUUCCCCCGCGCCGAAGACGAAACGACGAGACGCGACGAUUACCAGAUACUCUACGACUUACUCAAUCUAUUCGCGACAAUGGCGGCGAAACGCAAGGCCGCCGCCAUGGCAGCCACCGUCACGGAAGAGCCUGUUGAUCCAGCGGAUGAACUGAUGUUCCUCUGCCUCGGAGGUGGAAACGAGGUCGGCCGAUCCUGUCACAUUAUCCAGUACAAGGGAAAGACUGUCAUGCUCGAUGCCGGUCAACAUCCUGCGUACGACGGUCUUGCCGCGCUGCCCUUUUUCGACGAUUUCGACCUUAGCACAGUCGAUGUGCUCCUCAUCAGCCAGUAAGCUACAUUUCCCCUUCCUCCGUGCUGGCAUGGCGUUACACAGACAAGGUGGUAUGCGACGAGUAGAGCUAGGAUAGUGGCGGCCUUAUCUGGCUUGCCGUUGUGCAUAUGUCACUGUCGCCGCCUCUCUGCCAUCUUGCGCUACCUCAACGCAGUUCUCAGACUCAAUACAAACUUCAUUCCCAUCCUCGC
Verticillium alfalfae VaMs.102 is the source of this 664-nucleotide messenger RNA. RefSeq names its product endoribonuclease YSH1. The record is from RefSeq and is a predicted model, not a curated record. Gene Ontology annotation, biological process: mRNA 3'-end processing by stem-loop binding and cleavage. Gene Ontology annotation, molecular function: RNA endonuclease activity; 5'-3' exonuclease activity; RNA binding. The coding region runs from base 219 to 473 and encodes 84 amino acids. Gene Ontology annotation, cellular component: mRNA cleavage and polyadenylation specificity factor complex. Lineage: Eukaryota; Fungi; Ascomycota; Sordariomycetes; Glomerellales; Plectosphaerellaceae. The transcript is spliced from 2 exons.